CAUAUAAAACAUAUGUAAAUGUAACAGCCCUAUGUUGUUCAGUAUUAGUAUCAAGCUAAACCUCGUACAAUGAACAUGCUACCAUUGGUGUUAAUUCUUUUAAAUUUCAAUUAUAUUAUAUGCGACUCCGAUGGCGGAAAAGCCCCAAGGAUACCUUUGAAUGAUGGAAAUUUCAUGCCUGCUAUUGGAUUAGGGACGAUUGGCUUUGACGAAAACGGACAUGAACAAGACGAAGAAGUGGAGAAUCCUGUGACUUGGGCGCUCAAUGCUGGAUAUAGAAUGAUAGACACAGCCUCCGGCUAUGAAAAUGAAGAAGAUGUUGGAAAAGGGAUCCUCAAAUCAAAUGUACCCAGGGAACAGAUCUUCAUUACUACUAAGCUCGGUUUGGACGAACAAAGAGAUGUUGUACACGCUUUACAAGGUUCCCUGACACGUCUGAACACUUCUUAUGUAGAUUUGUAUCUGAUAAGCAAUCCAAUUGCAUUGAAGCCGAACGACACUAGCUUUGAUAUUAUAGACUAUUUAGACACUUGGAAGGGCAUGGAGGAAGCAAAACGCCUCGGACUCGCAAAGUCCAUAGGUGUUGCUAACUUCAACAUAAGUCAGAUGGAGCGUCUACUAUCGAAUUGUGAGAUACGACCAGCUGUUUUGCAGGUUGAGGUGAACCUAAAUUUGGCCCAAAAUGAAAUCCUUGAAUUUACAAAACGGGAAAAUAUCGCUUUAAUGGCUUUCAUGCCAUUUGGCUCGAUAUUUGACAAGUCUGCUGUACCACCUCCACCCAGGGUUGAUGACGUUACAAUGGUGGAACUGGCUGAGAAAUAUAAGAAGACAGUACCCCAAAUUGUGCUUCGCUAUUUGGUACAACGAGGUAUUUCGCCCAUACCACAGUCAAUGGGUAAAGAGAAGAACGAAGAAAAUAUCAACAUAUUUGACUUUGAACUGUCCGAAUCGGAUAUGGUUACUUUGAGUCAAUUCAAUAAAAACUAUCGCGUUGUUUUGCCUAGUUUCUGGCAGGACCAUCCUUAUUACCCCUUUGAAAGGAAAGAGAAUCCAGAUCAUUAAGCACCAAUAUCUGAAUUAAUUCAGUUAAUCUGUCUAUACAGAGACGGUCUUUGUUGUAGAAGUUUAAAGUUAGUUUAUUUCAUGUAUGGGUUUUCAUAUUUCGUUUUCAUAUACGAUAUAUGAGUAUCCCAUUACAUUUUAAUAAAUGGUUUAGAAAUAACAAUGUCAAUGUUGGAUUUGGGUAAAAUAAAGAUAAAAAAUA
Pieris rapae (cabbage white) is the source of this 1264-nucleotide messenger RNA. Its product is annotated as aldo-keto reductase AKR2E4-like. Gene Ontology annotation, molecular function: oxidoreductase activity. The coding region runs from base 70 to 1062 and encodes 330 amino acids. The record is from RefSeq and is a predicted model, not a curated record. The transcript is spliced from 9 exons. NCBI's taxonomy places the organism in Eukaryota, Metazoa, Arthropoda, Insecta, Lepidoptera, Pieridae.